AUGGAUUCUCCCCAGAUCCCCACGGAGCAAUGGGCUCAGGUGGUGGAACAAACCGGCGGCCCGGUCGUGUACAAAAAGAUCCCCGUUCCGCAACCUGGCCUGGACGAGGUGCUCGUCAACGUCAAAUAUUCGGGCGUGUGCCAUACUGACUUGCACGCCAUGCUCGGCGACUGGCCCAUCCCCACCAAGCUGCCGCUCGUCGGCGGUCAUGAGGGCGCCGGAGUCGUCGUAGCCCGCGGCGACCUUGUUGACGACAUCGAUCUCGGCGACCACGUGGGCAUCAAGUGGCUAAACAGCUCGUGCCUCAACUGCGCCUUCUGCAAUCAGGCCGAUGAGCCGCUCUGCCGCAAGGCCCUUUUCUCUGGCUACACCGUCGAUGGGACAUUUCAGCAGUAUGCCGUCGUGAAGGCAGCCCACGUUGCCCGCAUCCCUAAAGAGUGUAAUCUCGAAGCCGUUGCCCCGAUCCUUUGCGCCGGCAUUACCGUCUACAAGGGACUCAAGGAAUCGGCUGCUCGGCCAGGCCAGUGCGUUGCAAUUAUCGGCGCCGGCGGCGGCCUCGGUACCCUCGCUAUUCAGUAUGCAAGAGCUUUGGGCCUCGACGUGAUUGCGAUUGAUGGCGGCGAUGAAAAGCGCAAACUCUGCCUGGAACUCGGCGCCGCUGUCUUUAUCGAUUUCCUCACGUCCAACGACAUCGUCGCCGACGUCAAGGCCGCCUCCCUCGACGGUCUGGGCCCCCACGCCAUCCUCCUCAUUGCCGCCGAGGAGAAACCCUUCCAGCAGGCGGCAAAGUAUAUUCGCCCCCGCGGAACCAUUGUGUGCAUCGGCUUGCCCCACGACGCCAUGUUCAGCGCUCCCGUUUUCGACACCGUCAUCAACAUGGUGAGCAUCAAGGGCAGCUACGUCGGCAACCGUGCCGAUACGGCCGAGGCACUCGAGUUUUUCCGCAAGGGGCUCAUUCACACCCCAUACAAGACGAUUGGCUUGAGCAAUCUCCAGGAUGUCUACCAGAUGAUGCAAGAAAACAAGGUGGCAGGCCGCUACGUCGUUGACACAAGUACAUGA
Messenger RNA from Hirsutella rhossiliensis, 1062 nucleotides. Its product is annotated as alcohol dehydrogenase groES-like domain-containing protein. Gene Ontology annotation, molecular function: oxidoreductase activity; zinc ion binding. The transcript has 2 exons. The record is from RefSeq and is a predicted model, not a curated record. The coding region runs from base 1 to 1062 and encodes 353 amino acids. NCBI's taxonomy places the organism in Eukaryota, Fungi, Ascomycota, Sordariomycetes, Hypocreales, Ophiocordycipitaceae.